GAACGGUGGUUACACCGGACAUGGUAGCAAGCGGGGCAUACUUUGGGAAAGCGAGCUACAUCUGUGAGGAGAAGUGUUGGGUGAAAUUGGAGUGGAUGAAAGGCCGCAAGUCCAAGGGCAGUGUCUUCCGCGGAGGGGGCGUCGACAGUUCUUGUGUGUACGAGAAGGUCGACGGCCUUGACUGGAAGAGGACCGCGGUCAAAGUGCCGGCAUACAAGCCGAAGGUGCCGAGGAAGACUUGGGAAGAAUGGAGAUUGGAGCAGGAGCUCAAGUUCAUUGGCAGCUGA
Molecule: messenger RNA, 287 nt
Organism: Symbiodinium sp. CCMP2456
Lineage: Eukaryota; Dinophyceae; Suessiales; Symbiodiniaceae
Source: the annotation of a GenBank genome assembly